AUUGGCCGGAGCAAUUCUUCUAACGCCCGUGACUAACUACUGGUGGGGUAGUUUUCCUGCAAACUUGACUAAACAAGCGUACUACGAACAGCUUGUGCAGGAUCAAUGGACACUUCGGAUUUCACACUAUCUUCCCUGGCUGACUUACUGGUGGAACACUCAGAAAUGGUUUCCGUCUUCCAGUGUUGCAACGUUCAGCGAGGAUAUUCUUUUCGAGCAAGAUAGAGUACUAAUGCCUAUCUUCGAUGAAUAUCAGAGUAAAUACCGGGACCUGGUAAGACAACAAGGGGAUUACGAGUCAAUCCACCGUGACCUAAUGAUAGGUUUCGGGACAUGGGAGUUCGAUCCAAUGGAACUAGAGAAUCCUUUCCCUAACGGAGAAGGCUCCGUACACAUUUGGCAAGGCGAUGAAGACGGUCAUGUACCCGUCCUUCUACAACGAUACGUCGCGAAGAAACUACCGUGGAUCCAUUAUCAUGAAAUGAAAGGUGGAGGUCAUAUGUUUCCAUGGGCUGAAGGAAUGGGAGAUAAAGUUAUGAAAACAUUCUUACUUGGAGAGCCCUUUGUUCUAUAAAAUUAUGCUAUGGGGCUUGUUUUAGUAUUGUAUUCAAUGACUCUUUUGUCAUUGAAGAAAUUUGAAUAUUUUGUUAAUAAUUAAGUACUAUUCCUUCCGCUUUAAUUUGUUUGUCUGAUAUUAACUGGACAGGAAGUUUAAGAAUGUAAAAAGGUCUGUGAAUCUUGUAGUAGGCCUUGGCUCGAGUGAAAUGUAUUAAAAUAUCCUUCAGUCUUGUGGUA
This is a messenger RNA of Capsicum annuum, 795 nucleotides long. RefSeq lists its product as uncharacterized. The record is from RefSeq and is a predicted model, not a curated record. Lineage: Eukaryota; Viridiplantae; Streptophyta; Magnoliopsida; Solanales; Solanaceae.